Molecule: messenger RNA, 2094 nt
Organism: Pseudozyma hubeiensis SY62
Lineage: Eukaryota; Fungi; Basidiomycota; Ustilaginomycetes; Ustilaginales; Ustilaginaceae
Product: alpha-beta hydrolase
Exons: 1
Coding region: 1-2094 (697 amino acids)
Biological process (GO): medium-chain fatty acid catabolic process; medium-chain fatty acid biosynthetic process
Molecular function (GO): monoacylglycerol lipase activity; acetylesterase activity
Source: RefSeq, a predicted model, not a curated record
AUGUCCGGCUUUUUGUCCUCCACCGCGACGUUGCUCGGUAGGACAAUCUUGUCCCCGGUCGCUCCGCACUCCUUGUUCGCAGUCAAUGUCGAGUAUUACAAACCAGCCAGCUCUUCCUCUUCCAAAACAUCACCUUCCUCAUCCUCGCCAACGAUAGAAACGCUCCUCGCAGCAACCGAGACCCUCGACACAGCCAAAAAUCCGACUUUCAAGCCCACACCAUGGCUCUCCACCGGUCACUUGCAGACCAUCUACUCGGCAGUUGGAAACUUUAGCCAGAUCGAUGCAGUCGAAUUCAAGCGCAGAGUGUUCCUCACCCCAGACGGCGGUACUGUAGGACUCGACAUAGCACCGCCUGCUUUAGCUCCUUCAGAAGCCGAGCUGAAGUCCAGCUCGCACCCUGCAGCUGAUGGUCUGCCCACAGUCGUCUGCUUACACGGUCUUACGGGCGGCAGUCACGAAAGCUACGUCCGCAACUGCUUUUCCCACCUCACCAAACCCACGUCGCAAGGAGGGCUGGGAUAUCGAGGUAUCGUAGUCAACUUCCGUGGAUGUGCAAACGUGCCCGUCACUUCGCCGCAGCUCUACUCUGCUCUCAAGAUCGCUGACAUCCGCUCCGCACUGCUGUUCAUUACCAAGCUCUAUCCGAGUUCGCCGCUGGUAGGGAUUGGAUUCUCACUCGGAGCAAAUGUGCUGGGACGCUAUUUGGGCGAGGAAGGGGAUAACACACCGCUCUUGGGCGGCGUUAUCGUGGGAACACCAUUCGAUCUGAAAGCUGGUGCGGACGAACUCGAUUACGGUGGCUUCCUCUCGCAAAAGUAUGCCAUGGCGAUGGGUAACAAUCUACAGCGAAUGGCUCGCAAACACAAGGACACGCUUGCCCUCCAUCCACCCUUCCGUGCCCUGCUCGAUGAUCUCUACGAUGCUCCUCCGCAGCCCAAAGCCGAACUCGAAUUGUACAAGCAGCAAGUCAAGAACGGCGGUCCUCGAGACGGUGAGCGAGCCAUCAUCAAGCGAGGGUCGUUGAAAGCAGCAGAUCAAACCAUGACUCGGUUCGUCGGCGGUCUCCCGAAACCGUACGGCGAGUUCCCAUUCGAAUCAGCCGACGACUACUACGACUACGGUGGUUGUGCGAACAACAUCGCCAAUGUGCAGAGACCGAUGCUGUGUCUUUCGGCUGAAGAUGAUCCGAUAGUUCCGAGCAAGAUCUGGGAUAAAAUCCGCGCGGCGAUCGGGAGGAAGCCAGAUGGAACGCCGGUCGAGGACGAUGCGGAGGCAAAGUACAACGAGAAUGUGGUGUUGGCGUGGACAAAGGGGGGCGGGCAUCUGGGAUGGUUCGAAAGCAUUCGACCGAGAAGAUGGCUGUACAGGCCGACAUCAGAGUUCAUCAAGGCGCUGUUUGAUCAUACGUCGGACGAGGAAAAGGCAAGGAUCAGGGCCAAGAGUCGAUGGGCGCAGGAGCAGAUCAAAGCCAAGGAGGUGCAAGUCGAGCUCAUUCCGGUGGAAGCUUUGCCCGCUUACACGCUGCCUGGACAGGACGGACGUUCGAGCCGCUGGACCGACACUGAGAUAUCCUCGUCCAAGACCGAUGCGAAGAGGGCUCUAGCAAGUGGAGCCGACUCGCCCGCUCGUGUAGCUGAUCUGGAACGCAAUCUGGCUUCAGGCGAGGCAGGUGCGGAAGACAGCCUGCUGAAUCCUUCCGACACAGGCUUCGCCGCCAAUGCCCCGCCGACCCCUGCUGGUGGACAAGUCAACGAUGCGGAGCAUUCGACGCUUCGCAUGGCAUGGCUUCUUACGCAUCUGCUAAAAGAAGCACCGCUCGUUCAUCCUCGUCACGCCACCUAUGCACCGUACAAACAACCGAAUGCGUCCGAUGCCGACGAACGACGAAAGCUAGGCUGGGAGACGGUGACCAUGACCAUGUACACCGACAAAAAGCAUCUCGAGGUUGGUUUCGCAGAGUUGGACCCAAACUCGCGCGUCGCGGGUGCGGGCGAGACGUUCAGAGGCGGCAUCGAUACCCCUGGUGGGAGCAUGGAGCCGAAGCGAGGCUCGGUGCAGAAGGGAGGGAAGAAUGUCAUUGCCGGGUUGUAG